This is a messenger RNA of Psylliodes chrysocephalus, 1082 nucleotides long. NCBI's taxonomy places the organism in Eukaryota, Metazoa, Arthropoda, Insecta, Coleoptera, Chrysomelidae. The record is from the annotation of a GenBank genome assembly.
GAAAUAUAAUUCUGAAAUUGGUGAAUCGGAACUAGAAAUCGAAACCGAAUUAGAAGUUGAAACGGAACUAGAUACCGAAACAGAAAAUUAUAGAAACGACAGAAGAAUGGAGAAGGAAAAUGCCAGUAUGAUUAAAUGUUUUGUUUGUGAUAGCAUGUACGUCCCACAAAAUGUGUGCAUUGAAUGCAAUGAACCAUUUCAUACGGAAUGUGGUGCUGAUUUGGAUUUGCCAUUAUGCAAACUUUGUAGCGAUAAAAAAGUAGCUGAUACAGAGAGAAGGGGUUGCAAACAGGGACUUGAAAAACAAGCUGAUAAAAUGCUUACCCAAUCGCAAUGGAAAUUACCAGUUGUCAAUAUAGGUGACAAUGUUUUAAUAAACAUACCAGAGGUAGAUCGUGGACGUCUAGCUCCUCCAAAUAUAUUAGCAAUUAUUAUGGAUAAGACUGAUCAAGAUUUGUACAUUCUUGGCACCAAAAAUGGGAAACUAAAACGAUUAUACAGCCAAAAUGAGUUUCAAUUAUCGCCUUCAGUAUUUUUAUCACUAUCUGAGAUCCCUUCAGGCUCUUCUGUAAACGUGCGUGAAGAAGCAAAGUUGUCUUCUGGUUCUAAGCAAGGGUUUGUCCCAUGUAGUUGCCUGAAAGGAUGUCAAACGAAGGCAUGUAGGUGCGUAAAAUUAAAUAUAAAAUGUAAUUUAAAAUGUCAUAAAAGUUAUUCUUGUAAAAAUUAGUAAUAUUUGUUUUUAAGCUCCUUUCUUUAUUAUUUCUAGUUUUUGUGUCGUUUAAAUGUUCUUGGUUAUCUUUGUGUUUUUUUAAAUAAUUUAUGUUGUACGCGUUUAAAUAAAUGUUUUUUUUUUUAUUUAUAUUCUUUAUAUUAUUUAAAAUGCGUUAUGAGUAAAACACAAUAGCCACAACGCGACGUGGGCAAACUAAAAGCUCUACAAUGGAAAACAAAAGCUCACGAACCAUUAUUUCGUGUCGUGGGUAACACAGUUUACUCACAACGCGAUCUGGUUAAUUAACUUUACCCAUUGUGCGGAAAUAACGUUUCUAAUCGCAUCGUGGGUAAACUACUAUACCCAUAAC